AUGGCGGUCAGACUGUACUUUCCUUUCCGUCAAAAAGCGAUGUAUCCGGCGCAGCCAGCCUGGGUGAAGUGGGUGGACUCUCAUCCAAGCAUCAUCCAGUCGCCUGGUAUGAGUGUGGCAUGCUACGAUCCGAACCAUCCAUUUCCCCAUAAUCCCAUGUUGCACUGUCCCAUCGUCUGCCUUGCGUCCACAUGCCCACACUCGCACAACAUCAACGCAACUUUUGCUUUUGAACUCCAUCUUUUGUUCACAUUGGCUUUCUCCCCCUUACCAAACCCCCGUUUGCAGCCCCGCGCGCUGCGGAUCGGGUCCUGGCAUGCGGAUUCUUUUCUCCAUCCAUCGUCAAUGUCAAAACACAACAGCCCAUGUCUUUCCAUCUUAACCGGACAUUCCCAUGCCGCCGCUGCCAUGUGUCCAGGCCCAGACACCGCCAGCACACAUUACAUACAGGUAGUUGUCAAGCUAGGAAGGCACCACGAGCAAAGCUACCCUGGAAAGGGCAAGAAACGCAGGGUGCUGCCGCACAAUGGAGAUUGGGUGUUCUGGGGCGGCGGCAACCUCUGCCCCCCACCCUCAUCCGCCUUCCUGCAAGCACUGUUCGUUGAUCCCAAUGGCCGAGCUAUGCACUAUAGCACCAGCCUCACCACCAACAGAGAGUUCGCUUCCUCUCAGUGGUUGUCUAGGCGCUGUUGGCAUGUCAGACACUGUGUUUUUGUGCCCGAAAUUCUGGUUCUUUCGUUCACCUCCUUGCUGCAACGAGGCAACCACGAUGCCGGAUCGUUCCGCAACUCUGGCCCAAGAAUACCCGAACCUUCCAUCCAAAACAACCCGGGGCUUGAGAUCUUCACCCUCGAGACGAGUUUACUGGAAAGAAAUACAGUCAUCCAUUACAGGAGCGCACUGUUACCCACACACCAUAAUCCAUUGAAACUCCCUAUCUUGGCCAACAGGUUGUUAAUGACGCUAGACGAAACAGAGUCUCGUAAGACGAUGAUGCACACCAGGCAGCAAACGCAAUCUUUGAUCGUCAUUGAUGCUGUCCUUUCUUGGCUUUUUCGCGCUCACAGCAACUGCGAUCUUGACACAUCCCUCCCUUUCGCCGCAAAUCUUGCUUACAAGACCGACUCUAUCUGCCUCGAUGGGCCAAACAAGACCUUACUUCUGCGGACUGGCUUUAUCCAGAUCCCAAGGUAUCCGCAGGCAUUCAUUAUUGCCCGCAGUCCGAUUGCCUCCCGUCUAUUGUGUAAUUGUGUUGGUGUAAGCAGGCCCCCCGCCGUCACAUCUCCGACGACACAGAGGGCCUCGUUUAACUGCCCGUUUAUCGCCGAUAGCCUUCAGGAACAUGUCAUGCCAUUUCCACCCCGGUCUCGACCGGCCUGCCAGGCCCGUCUGCAAAGAAUCCUCCCAAUGGGAGCCAAUCGAUUGGGGCGGAUUCAAGCUACCGUCCCGAAAAAUCUCGCGAUAAUUCACGUCCGCGCUGCCGCUCGCAUGAUUUCCAUUCAGCCCAUUUCAACCCCGGUUUCCAUCUAUCUUUUACCCGAAUCAUUAUCUCAUCAUUCGACUGUAGCCUCCGCUUGCCGUCACAGCACCAUACUACAUUCCUAA
Colletotrichum lupini is the source of this 1605-nucleotide messenger RNA. RefSeq lists its product as uncharacterized. Lineage: Eukaryota; Fungi; Ascomycota; Sordariomycetes; Glomerellales; Glomerellaceae. The coding region runs from base 1 to 1605 and encodes 534 amino acids. The record is from RefSeq and is a predicted model, not a curated record. The transcript has 10 exons.